ACUCAACGCCUCCAAUAACAAACCAAAACCAAUACUACUUUUUUUUAAAAAAAAUUCUUAGUUUCGUGAGAGAGAUGGAGAAAGUGAAUCGAAAUUCGAACUGGGUCAGAGGGGCUUGUAUAGGAAGAGGUUCAUUUGGCACCGUCAGUCUCGCCGUCGACAAAUCGGACGGUCAUGUUUUUGCCGUCAAGUCGGUGGAUCAGAGCUUAUGUCUGAGUUCUCAGCUGGAGGCGUUGGAGAACGAAAUUCAAAUUCUCCGAUCACUUUCGUCCCCGUACGUGGUGGAGUAUGUCGGCGACGACGUGACGACGUCGUUCCGGAACUUAUAUCUGGAGUACUUGCCAGGUGGCACCGUUGCUGAUUUGGCAAAGUGUUCCGGCGCUGCUGACGCGGACGAGGGAAUUAUACGGUCGUACACGUGGUGCGUCGUCUCGGCGUUGCGUUACGUUCACUCGAAAGGCCUUGUGCAUUGUGACGUCAAGGGAAAGAACGUCUUGGUGGGGUCCACACCCGGGAUGGCGAAGCUGGCUGAUUUCGGUUCGGCGAUCGAUUCAACCGCUGCGAUCACUCCACGUGGGAGUCCGCUGUGGAUGGCGCCGGAGGUGAUCCGGCGGGAACACCAGGGGCCGGAAUCUGACGUCUGGUCGCUGGGGUGUACCGUCAUCGAGAUGAUCACCGGAAAGCCGGCGUGGGAGGACCGAGGCGCCGACACGCUGUGUCGAAUCGGUUACUCGGACCAGUUGCCGGAGCUCCCGACUCAGCUGUCGGAACUCGGUCGUGACUUCCUCGACAAGUGUCUCCGGAGAGAUCAUACCAAGCGGUGGAGCUGUGAUCAGCUGCUGCGUCACCCAUUCAUGUCAUCAUCGUCACCGUCCGAUUCGAUUACUCAUUCAUCCCCUCGUUGUGUUCUCGAUUGGUUCAAUUCAGAGUUGUCCGACGAAGAUAACGAAGAAAUUACUCAAAGUACGAACAGUAAAUUACAAUUUCAUGAAAACUCCGCUAGAGAAAGAAUGGGUGAAUUAGCUACAAACGCAGGGGCAAAUUGGGAAUCUGAUGGUUGGUUAGUGGUGAGGAAUUUGAUCAGUGAAAGAGAGGAAGUUUCAGAUGCGUGUUGUAGUGGUGGUGUCCAAGAAAGGACAAGUUCGGAAUAUCCGGAAUUGAUUAGCACAGACGAGGAAAUUUCGAGGAUAAAUUCGGAAUAUUAUAAUAAUUACAUUGUGGUUGAACAGGAAAUUGAGAGGACAAAUUGGGAAUAUGCUGAUUUCGGUGGUGGCGGCAGUGAUGAGUCUAAUAUGGGUGGUUGGGGAGGGGUGGAAGCUGGUUCGAGCUGUCCGUAUGGGUCGCAAGAGAGGGAUUGGACAGUGGAUAAGUGUCCAAAAGACUUUACAACUGUUGUACUUGUUUUAUCAUUAUUUUUAUUGUAUGUCACAGUAACACUUUGUAUUUUAAUCUUAUUAUAUACAUUAUUUACGUUUUAUAUCAGACUUCAAACUUUGCAUGUGACAAUUCAAUGUUUGCUUGUGAAAUGGUAUGGUGGCAUGAAAAUUGCUCAUCUGGCCGUGGUGCUGGUGUUAGAAGGCAGCGGUGGUGGCAAUGGUGGAAGAAGGCAGCAGUGGUGUUGGCGGAAGGCGGCAGUGGUGUUGGCGGAAGGCAGUGGCAGUAGUAUGGUGGUUGUGGUGGAAAGAAAUAGAGGUGUAUGUGACGGUAGUGGAAGCCAGUGGAAGUGA
This is a messenger RNA of Cornus florida, 1727 nucleotides long. RefSeq names its product mitogen-activated protein kinase kinase kinase 18-like. Lineage: Eukaryota; Viridiplantae; Streptophyta; Magnoliopsida; Cornales; Cornaceae. Gene Ontology annotation, biological process: protein phosphorylation. Gene Ontology annotation, molecular function: protein kinase activity; ATP binding. The record is from RefSeq and is a predicted model, not a curated record. Bases 75 to 1727 code for a protein of 550 amino acids. The transcript is spliced from 2 exons.